AUGUCGUCGGAUGGAGAGUUCACGAGAACUCAAAUUUUCGGUACCGUGUUUGAAAUCACAAACAGAUAUACCGACUUGAACCCUGUUGGUAUGGGUGCUUUUGGUUUGGUUUGUUCUGCCGUUGACAAAUUGACUGGUCAAAAUGUUGCCGUUAAAAAAAUCAUGAAACCCUUUUCAACUUCGGUUUUAGCCAAAAGAACUUAUAGAGAGUUGAAGUUGUUGAAACACUUGAGACAUGAAAACUUGAUCACCUUGGACGAUAUAUUUAUUUCGCCAUUGGAGGAUAUUUAUUUUGUCAAUGAGUUACAAGGUACAGAUUUACACCGCUUAUUGACGUCAAGACCUUUGGAGAAACAGUUUAUACAAUAUUUUACGUAUCAGAUAUUGAGAGGCAUGAAAUAUAUACACUCUGCAGGAGUGAUCCAUCGUGAUUUGAAACCUUCGAAUAUUUUGAUCAAUGAAAAUUGUGAUUUGAAAAUUUGCGAUUUCGGUUUGGCUAGAAUUCAAGACCCGCAGAUGACUGGUUAUGUCUCGACAAGGUACUACCGUGCACCAGAAAUUAUGUUGACUUGGCAAAAGUACGAUACCGAGGUGGAUAUUUGGUCCGUUGGGUGUAUAUUGUCCGAGAUGAUCGAGGGAAAGCCCUUGUUCCCGGGUAAGGACCAUGUACAUCAGUUCUCCAUCAUAACGGAGUUAUUAGGAAGCCCUCCACCUGAUGUCAUUGAUACCAUUUGUUCAGAAAAUACAUUGAGGUUUGUCCAAUCAUUGCCUCAUAGAGAUCCUAUUCCAUUCAGUGAAAGAUUUGCUUCUUGCACCCAUGUUGAACCAGAAGCUAUUGACUUGUUAUCCAAGAUGUUGGUGUUUGACCCUAAGAAGAGGAUCAGCGCAGCAGAAGCUUUGACCCAUCCAUACAUGGAGCCAUACCAUGAUCCAACUGAUGAGCCAGUAUGUGAAACCAAAUUCGAUUGGAGUUUCAAUGAUGCCGACUUGCCAGUUGACAAUUGGAGGGUAAUGAUGUAUAGAGAGAUUUUAGAUUUCCAUCAAAGUAUUGGAGUUGGAGGCAGUGGACUCGAUUACCAACAACAACAAGUUGCUGAUGCGGAUGGAAACACUGAGAAAUUGGACGAGUUAAAUAGACAACAGCAGCAACAAUUUGCUCAAGAGCAACAAACCUAG
Molecule: messenger RNA, 1176 nt
Organism: Lodderomyces margitis
Lineage: Eukaryota; Fungi; Ascomycota; Pichiomycetes; Serinales; Debaryomycetaceae
Gene: HOG1
Product: mitogen-activated protein kinase
Exons: 1
Coding region: 1-1176 (391 amino acids)
Biological process (GO): osmosensory signaling pathway; cellular response to oxidative stress; stress-activated MAPK cascade
Cellular component (GO): cytoplasm; nucleus
Molecular function (GO): MAP kinase activity; ATP binding
Source: RefSeq, a predicted model, not a curated record